Molecule: messenger RNA, 3623 nt
Organism: Pseudopipra pipra
Lineage: Eukaryota; Metazoa; Chordata; Aves; Passeriformes; Pipridae
Product: amine oxidase [copper-containing] 3-like
Exons: 4
Coding region: 609-2879 (756 amino acids)
Biological process (GO): amine metabolic process
Cellular component (GO): plasma membrane
Molecular function (GO): copper ion binding; primary methylamine oxidase activity; quinone binding
Source: RefSeq, a predicted model, not a curated record
UCUUCCUGCAGCUGGAGCCAGGCUGGAGCUGCCAGGUCUCUUCCCUCAGGGCUGGGAGGGACUCGGAGACAACAGAGAAUGGCGACAGGAAUAACUAGCAUGUGGAGGUGCUGGGGAGCCAGCGGGUCUUGGGCUGUGCCAGUGUAGACUGACCCUACAGGGGAGUGGGACUGGUCCAGGAGCACCUGGGCACAAAAGGACCAGGCCAGCUGAGCCAGCCCCACCAGCACAGACACAUUCCCACAGGAGAUGGGGAGGGAGCAUCCUGGGAGAUGCUGGAAGAAGCAAAGGCCCUUAGGGCAGACGAGACUGGGGCUCUUUGUGGUGUCACCCUGCAGCGGGAGAAACCCAGCAAUAGCUUGAUGAGUGAGUCAGUCACUGGCUCCCUGGCUGAGUCCUUCGCUGUGUGUGGGGUGGGGAGAAAACAAGCCAAACUGGCUGGGACCUGUGAUCCCAGAGCUCCAUGCGAGCUCCAGGCUCCCUCCCCAUCUCACAAGCGUCGCCGUUACGCCCACAGUCACAAAUGAAUAAAGAGCCUGGUCUGUAGGUGAGGAACACACUCUGGAUACUUCAGCCGAACCGUGUGCCCUGCUGCCACACUCAGACCGAUGAACCCCAAACUUCCCUAUGUUCUCCUAGCUGGGGCUGCAGUGAUAAUCUUCAUUCUCUCCUGCAUGCUGCUGAGCAGGGGCAGGCGAUCGCCUAGCUGUGAAUCCCAGCCCAACACUGUGGAGAAGACAAGAUCCGUGAGCCAGAGCCUGGUCUUUGCUGACCUGACACCUGAGGAGAUGGCGCAAGUGGUGCAGUAUCUGCAGGGAAACCUCGGGGUGCAGCUGGUUGAUGCCUCGCGUGCCAAACCCUCGGACAACUGCAUCGCCUCCGUGGAUCUGCAGGUCCCUGCCAAGGCAGAGGUGCUGCGGUUCCUGGACGGCGGGGGGGCUCGUCCCGCCCGAGAGGCACUGGCUGUGCUGUACUUUGGGAACCAGCCAGACCCCAAUGUCACCGAGUACGUGGUGGGUCCUCUGCCAACGCCGGUGUACCACCGAGAUGUGACGGUGCAGAAGUACGGGGGGAAGGUGCCAUACCACCGCAGACCAAUGCUGGGCAGUGAGUACAAGCAGGUGGCAACAUUCUUGGAGAUAGUGGCAUUUGCUGCAGCACCAAGCUUCCUGCAAGAAGUCUUGGAGUAUGACAGCACCAGUGUGGCAUUUCAGACCACAGCCCCUCACGGGUUCCAGUCUGGAGACCGUAAGUCCUGGUUCAUCCUGUUUCAGAACGUGAGUGGAUUCUUCUUGCACCCGGUGGGGCUGGAGGUGCUGGUGGAUCACAGCAGCCUGGACGUCUCCCGGUGGGCGGUGAGCAGGGUCUUCUACAAUGGGCAGUACUACAGGGACAUGGUUCAGCUGGAGAGUGCCUACGUGCAGGGCCGUAUCAGCGUGGAGAAGGUGAGGAAGGCACCACGGGAUGGGGACUUCUCCUCCAUGAAGCCCCGAGCGCCUUCAGCUGCACUGUUCCCACUGCAGUAUGAGCCCCAGGGUCCUCGCUACAGCAUCAGGAAGAACCUGGUCCUCUUCCAGGCGUGGAGCUUUGCCUUUGGGAUGAGCGUGAGCACAGGCCUGCGCCUGUUUGACAUCCGACACAAGGGGGAGAGGGUUGCCUAUGAAAUGAGUGUGCAAGAGGCGCUGUCCGUGUACGGCUCCAACUGCCCGGGAGGGAUGUCCACGCGGUACAUGGACGGGAGCUUUGGCCUGGGGCGCUACACCUCCCCCUUGGUGCGAGGGGUCGACUGCCCAUAUUUAGCAACCUACCUGGAUGUGCACUACCUUGCUAAUUCCCAGGUCCCUAGAAGUACUAAAAAUGCCCUCUGCAUCUUUGAGCAGAACCUGGGCUCCCCUCUGAGGCGCCACUACUCCAACUUGGAGUCGCUCUACUACGGGGGGCUGGUCAACUCUGCUCUGGUCGUUCGCUCCAUUGCCACCGUGGGCAACUAUGACUAUGUGUGGGACUUCAUCUUCUACCAGAACGGGGCCAUUGAAGGCAAGGUCCAGGCCACAGGGUACCCGAGCUCAUCCUUUCUUCAUGGGGAUGGCCUGAGAUAUGGCAAUAGGCUUUGGGAACACACUCUGGGUAUGAUACGUACUCAUUCCUUCAACUAUAAGGUGGAUUUGGACGUAGGAGGGUUGAAAAACUCCCUGGUGGCCCAUGACAUGGCAUUUGAGAUGACACGGGCUCCCUGGAGCCCAGAGCAGCAGAUAGAGCGGCCACGACUCACCAAGAAAGUCCUGGACACAGAGGACCAGGCUGCCUUCCGACUCCAGUCAAAGAUGCCCAGAUACAUCUACUUUGCAGCCAACAGCAAAAACAAGUGGGGCCACCAGCGUGGUUACAGGAUCCAGAUCACCAGUUUUGCAGGGGACCACAUCCCCGAAGCCAGCUCCAUGGAGAGGGCCAUCAGCUGGGCAAGGUACCAGCUGGCAGUCACCCGGCGGAAGGAGGAGGAGCCCACCAGCACCAGCAUCUACAACCAGAAUGACCCCUGGACACCCACCGUCGCCUUCGCUGACUUCAUCAACAACGAGACCAUCACCAACGAGGACCUGGUUGCCUGGAUAACCACUGGAUUCCUUCACAUCCCACACUCUGAGGAUAUUCCCAACACUGUGACUGUGGGAAACUCGGUUGGUUUUCUCCUGAGACCCUACAACUACUACGACCUGGACCCCUCUAUAUACUCCCAUGAUGGUGUGUUUUUCACCAAUGAGCAGGACUUCAUGGCAUGUGAAAUCAACCCUCUGGCCUGCCUGCCCAAAACUGCCUCUUGUUUGCCAAACUUUCCCCCAUUCACCUAUGAUGGUUUUCAAAACAUGAGCAGGCUUUAGUGCUACAGGAUGGUGUGAGGAGAUGCAGUCAGAGACACCAGGUUGACUGUUCUAUCUCAGAUUUUCUUAUUUUAGUGAAGUUGUCUCAAUUUCCAGUUGUGUAAUGACUUCACAUUUUAUCAUUGCUUUUGAAAUAGUGCUCUUGAAAAAGGAAGCGUGAUCUUCCUGGCAUGAUGCCACAUGGGAGUCUGUGUUAUCUGUUAAUUGCUGAGUUUGAGUCUGUUUCAGGAGGAAAGUGAGGAGAAAAUCCUGUUCCUCUGCUGUAGAAAUAAGUGCUAUGUAGUGCAUAUCUCAGGUUAAAAUAAUGAAAAUGGUGCUGGUCCAGUGCUCUCGAGUGUCUCGUUCUUACAACUCACAGCAGUGUCUCCUGGGGUGUGAUGCUGGUCUCUGCCAUGUUCCCUGUGCCCACAAACCAACCCAGCAAUGUGGCACUGGGUGCCUGUCAGGGCAUGGGGACGUCCAGCUGGGGGGCAGGAGGGAUGGGCUGGGGUGCCCCGGGCCUCUGGGGCCACAACUGAGGUGGGCACUGGCACCAAGCCCUGUGGGUGUUGGGGGAAGGCUGGGCCUUCCUGGGAAGGAAGGGCCAGGACCCCAUGGGCUGCAGCUCUCAGGCACUCAGUGCUGAGCACAGGGGAGGGAUGCAAAGGGGACCUUUGCAAGGUCUCAUGGCUGCUGGCAGUGCAGCAUGGCCAGUGCCACUGCCCGUUUGCCAGGAUGCUGGUCAGGCUCUGGAGCCCUCGUCCC